AUGGUCGAAACGCGAACGCAACGGAAUGGCGCUUCUUACGCCGCUAGAAAAGAGCGAAGAGAGAAGGCUGCCGUCAAACAAAAAGAGCCCAUUUCUGUUCUCAAACAGAAACCAAAGUCAAAGAAGAAGCCUGCCCAGAGAGCACCUCAGCGCCGACGACAAAGAGCUAAUCACGGUGAGCUGAAUAUCAUUUCAACUCACGUUUUUCAUGCUAAUCAAUUGUAGGAAUUUCGACGUUGUCCGGUGCAGAUCCAUCACCGCCGGUGGCAGUUCCGAUCCAAGCUUUGAACCAAGUGCUGAUCCGAGAACUAUCGACAGAGCCAGCGCCAGCGCCAGUGACUGUCUCUGAAGCAGCGACAUCGCCAGCGGUGAUAGUCUCUGAGCCGGCGCCAGAGCAAUCAACGGAGCAAGCCCCGGAGCCAGUUGCGGAUUUAGUGCCUGAAGUUUUCGAAAAAUCUGAUCGAGACCAUACCUUGGAUGUGGUGGCGUAUCCAGCGAAUCUCACGCUCGAGUCACCAAUAGGAGUUGCUCCAUUAGCGGCCAUCUCCAGAGAAACUGAAAAUAAGAUUAUUGUAGAUCCAACAAAAUUCCCCAACGAGAAAAGUGAGCAGAACGAACCGACUGAACAACAUUCAAAACGUUAUGAAGCAACUCGGAAUGUCUACAACAAAUGGAAUUCGGAUCGAACUGAGCGCGACCGCUACGAUAGAAGAAACAACUGGAGAGCACCGCAAGUGAACAGAUAUGAGGAGAGAGAGCACCGAAAGGUCUAUCAUGAUUAUAACAGUAAUCGUGACUACCGCUAUCGCCAAGAAUCUCAACGAAAAUCUGGAAACGACCGUCGUCAAUGGAAUCACCGGUCGCCAAUUUGCUCCUCUAGCGGGUACAUGAAAGGACAUGAAAGCCAAGAAGUCUCAACGGAAUUUGAGCACCCUUACAUGAGAAACAAGCCGCAAGAUUCAAGAAAUAAUAGCAAUAAAAGGACGAUGUAUCAAACGAGUUGGAAUUCUGAAGCGACUGGAUACACGCGAGCUCAAGCCAAUUUCCCUGCCGUCCCGCCAGUGAACGAACGUGCUCUCGUUCCAUAUGCUCAAAAAGCUUCGCUCGACGAGCGAGAAACGAUUGGUGAGUGGAUGGGUAUUUCAGAAAAAACAAUCCGAUGUUUCUGCUACAUUUUGAUUUUUUUAUUUCAGGACGACCGCUACCAACCUUUAAAGAUGAGUAUCAAAAACUAUUGAAAGUAAGAAACAACCUCAGGAACCUGUAUUCAUAUCUUCCGACCGAGGCCUUGAUGUAUGUCUUUUUACUCAAAUUUUAUUGAAUAUCCACCAAACUUUCCGAUUUAAUUAUACUAUGUAGUUAGUCAUUUGCUGUCUCUCAAUUGGUUAAGCUACAAAACUAUUUGAACACCCUUGCUAUUUCAGAGAAAGACGAGACAGUGUACAAGCGAUUAUCCAUAGCCUUAAUAAUGUUAUCAAUCGUCGACAACAAAAUGCGACAAAGCCGCAAGUUCUUGCAAUUGGCUUCUCAGAAAAUACAGCAAGAUCGUCAUCUCAAAUAGAAAGGAAGGACCAACAAGAGAUUUCCUCGAGACAACCCGACGGUCUAGAUUUCGGAAAGGAUCUUCAAAAUUUUGUAGACUCCGAAGUCAAGUCCAUGAACAUACCAGAUGCGACUGAAAACAAGAUUCUAUGGCUCGUUAAAAACCUUACAAAAGAGCUCCUCAAGAGACGAAACGAGAAGGAAAUGAGCAAAAUGCCGGAGCAACGCAACUUCCAUUUCAGAUUGGACAAGGAGAUGGAGAAAAAGGUGAUAAUGAGUUAUUAUGAUUAAAUAACACAUAAUCGUUUACAGGCGCGAGACUACGUCAUUGGAUAUAUCAAGAGAAAGAUUCGGGAAAACUCUAUUUGGACGAAGUACGCGCAGAAGCCGUGA
This is a messenger RNA of Caenorhabditis sp. 36 PRJEB53466, 1935 nucleotides long. NCBI's taxonomy places the organism in Eukaryota, Metazoa, Nematoda, Chromadorea, Rhabditida, Rhabditidae. The record is from the annotation of a GenBank genome assembly.